Salvia hispanica is the source of this 540-nucleotide messenger RNA. RefSeq names its product small ribosomal subunit protein bS16m/bS16c-like. Gene Ontology annotation, molecular function: structural constituent of ribosome. Gene Ontology annotation, cellular component: ribosome; small ribosomal subunit. Lineage: Eukaryota; Viridiplantae; Streptophyta; Magnoliopsida; Lamiales; Lamiaceae. The record is from RefSeq and is a predicted model, not a curated record. Gene Ontology annotation, biological process: mitochondrial translation.
AAGAUGGCAGUACGAUUGAGGCUGUCGAGAUUUGGAUGUAGGAACAAGCCAUUCUACAGAUUGAUGGCUGCAGAUAGCCGAUCUCCUAGAGACGGCAAACAUUUGGAAGUGUUGGGCUACUACAACCCCCUUCCUGGUCAGGAUGGCGGCAAACGAAUGGGAGUUAACUUUGACAGGGUGAAGUACUGGCUUUCCGUUGGCGCACAGCCCUCUGAUCCUGUUCAGCGCCUUCUAUUUCGAGCAGGCUUAUUACCCCCACCUCCCAUGCUAGCAAUGGGACGGAAAGGAGGCGCACGAGACAUGCGCCCAGUUGAUCCACUGAGUGGGCGUUUUAUGACAGAGGCGAUGCAAGUAAAGCAGAAAGUUGAUGAUGGUGAGAGUGAGAGUUGUUGACAUUUCAGGCUUAAGAUAUAAGUUGGUGCAUUGUUGACCUUUUUUGUCAUGUAUGCCUUCCCUGAACAUGGACUAGAGGGAUAUCCAGAAAAAAUGGUUUGUAUCAACCUUUCUUAUGCUUAGUAGAUCAUUAUCAGCUUUUUCCUA